AUGAAUCAAGAAAUCUACGAAGAACUGCUCUUCGCAAGAACUUUGAUAACCGACACUAAAGAUUUUGAAUCUAGGUUUGAGGAUAUUUUGACUAUGGUAAUACCACCGUGGAUAAUUAAUCCAUAUGGUGACGUAGAAGAAACUAAUGUCAUAAUACAAGAGGAACUGACUGAACUAAGUACAAACGAAGAACUUAAGGUUCAGUUUAAAAACGGAUAUCAGCAAUUCUGGCUGCAAAACAACAUACCCGUUACUUAUCCCUUUAUUGUACACCAAUGUCUGCCUUGGCCAAUAUUCAGUCCGCGUCUUAAGAACACAAGUAACAUGAACACAUUGCCUGUCAAACCUGAAGAGAAUACUAAUUGCUACUGCUACUUUUUCCAACGAAGAAACGAUGAAGAACAUGCCGAUGAAGGCGAAGACCAAGACCCCGACGGUGCCGUGGAUCCCACAGCGUGUGAGACCCGCCGAGGCCUGGGAUCGGCAAAUGCAAAUCGGCCGCGGUGGUCUGAUGCUUGCAGAAAAACGAUCUUGCCUUCCUUACACGGUGGAACACGGCAAGCAACAAAGGAGGCUUCCAAAUGCAAGAAGAAAUAA
This is a messenger RNA of Acanthoscelides obtectus, 597 nucleotides long. Lineage: Eukaryota; Metazoa; Arthropoda; Insecta; Coleoptera; Chrysomelidae. The record is from the annotation of a GenBank genome assembly.